AGAUCCAAGAAUAAAUGUAAAGAUAAAAAAAUAAAGUGAUGGAGAGAGAAGAUAAAAGAGGAGGGAGAGGAUGGUUUGUUCGUAAAUGCAAAGCAAUGUCACAAGAAUAUGAGGAGGAGGAAAUAAAGAGCAAUAAUAAUAGCAAUCACAAUAAUAAUACUUGCACUGUAUCAUCAUCAGAGCAGUGGAAAUGUUCUGAAACUGAAGGCAUUCAGCUUGUUGUUUCAACACCUCCCCCUCAAAUUCACACUCAUUUACAAGCUCAAACCUUUAGUGAACCUCAAGCAACUCCAUUAGAUAAAGCCCAAGAAGAAGCAGAGCUUUUUCAAGAAGCAAAGUGUAAAACAGAGAUGGAGGGUAGUUCUGAUCAGGGGAGCAGCAAGAAGAUUGAUGAAGAUAAGAAGAAGCAGGCUGCUGCAGUUGGGUUUUUAGAGCUCUUCAGAUUUGCUGAUAGAUUAGAUUAUGUUUUGAUGAUUGUGGGCACUGUGGGUGCCUUUGUUCAUGGCUGUUCUUUGCCUGUGUUUCUUAGAUUCUUUGCAGAUCUUGUGAAUUCUUUUGGUUCUAAUGCUGACAAUAUUGAUAAGAUGACUCAAGAAGUACUCAAGUAUGCAUUUUACUUUCUUAUAGUUGGAGCUGCAAUUUGGGCUUCUUCAUGGGCAGAGAUAUCUUGUUGGAUGUGGACUGGAGAGAGGCAAACAACUAAAAUGAGGAUUGAGUACUUAGAAUCAGCUUUGAAUCAAGAUGUUCAAUUUUUCGAUACUGAAGUUAGGACUUCAGAUGUUGUGUUUGGGAUCAACACGGAUGCUGUCAUGGUCCAAGAUGCUAUUAGUGAAAAGUUGGGGAAUUUCAUUCACUAUAUGGCAACUUUUGUUUCUGGAUUUGUUGUGGGAUUUACUGCUGUGUGGCAAUUAGCUUUGGUCACACUUGCGGUUGUUCCUCUUAUAGCUGUGAUUGGUGCUAUCCACCAAAUUACAUUAUCUAAGCUUUCUGCUAAGACCCAAGAAGCUCUUUCUCAGGCCGGAAAUAUUGCGGAGCAGACAGUUGGUCAAAUUCGGAUGGUUUUCGCAUUUGUCGGUGAGUCCAGAGCUCUUAAAGCAUACUCGUCUGCUUUGAAGACUGCCCAAAGGCUCGGAUACAAGAGUGGAUUCUCGAAGGGGUUGGGACUCGGGGCUACGUACUUCACUGUCUUUUGUUGUUAUGCUCUUUUGCUUUGGUAUGGAGGUUAUCUGGUGAGGCACCAUUACACUAAUGGGGGACUUGCUAUAGCCACAAUGUUCUCAGUUAUGAUAGGGGGAAUUGCUUUAGGACAAUCUGCCCCAAGUAUGGCUGCAUUUGCAAAGGCAAGAGUUGCAGCUGCUAAAAUCUUCCUAAUUAUCGAUCACAAACCGAGUGUUAACAGAAACAGUGAAACGGGCCUGGAACUAGAAUCAGUUUUAGGACAAGUCGAGAUUAAAAACGUAGAUUUUUCAUAUCCUUCCAGGCCAGACGUACUAAUAUUAAACAAUUUUUCCUUAAGUGUGCCGUCCGGAAAGACCAUAGCUUUAGUUGGAAGCAGUGGAUCUGGAAAGAGCACUGUUGUUUCCCUCAUUGAGAGGUUUUAUGAUCCCACCUCAGGUCAAGUUUUAUUGGAUGGAAACGAUAUAAAGACCCUAAAGCUUAGAUGGUUGAGGCAGCAGAUUGGACUGGUGAGCCAAGAGCCAGCACUAUUUGCCACCACAAUUAAAGAAAACAUACUCCUGGGUAGGCCUGAUGCAAGCCUCGUCGAGAUCGAAGAAGCUGCUAGAGUUGCCAAUGCUCAUUCUUUUAUCAUCAAGCUCACUGAUGGCUAUGACACACAGGUAGGGGAGAGAGGAUUGCAACUCUCUGGUGGACAAAAGCAGAGGAUUGCUAUAGCAAGAGCAAUGCUGAAAAAUCCAGCAAUUUUGCUAUUGGAUGAAGCAACAAGUGCGCUAGACUCUGAGUCAGAGAAGCUAGUUCAAGAAGCCCUUGACCGUUUCAUGAUUGGUAGAACAACUCUUGUCAUUGCUCACAGACUAUCCACAAUCAGGAAGGCUGAUUUUGUUGCCGUCCUGCACCAGGGUAGCGUCUCUGAAAUUGGGACCCAUGACGAGCUCAUGUUCAAAGGAGAGAACGGGACUUAUGCCAAACUCAUUCGUCUGCAAGAAGUUGCACAUGAAACUGCCAUAAAUAAUGCUAGAAAGAGUAGUGCAAGGCCUUCUAGUGCAAGAAAUUCAGUGAGUUCACCUAUAAUCACCAGGAAUUCAUCCUAUGGACGGUCACCAUACUCACGUCGCUUAUCUGAUUUCUCCACCUCUGACUUUAGCCUAUCCCUCGAUGUAUCAUAUCCAGGUUACAGAAUUGAAAAGCUUGCAUUCAAGGAGCAAGCUAGUUCCUUCUGGCGGUUGGCAAAAAUGAAUUCUCCAGAAUGGCCAUAUGCAUUAGUUGGUUCAGUAGGUUCUGUUGUUUGUGGUACCCUCAGUGCGUUCUUUGCAUAUGUCCUCAGUGUUGUUCUUAGUGUUUACUACAAUCAAGACCACGCUUACAUGAUUAGAGAAAUUGAAAAAUACUGUUAUCUGUUGAUUGGUGUCUCAUCAGCCGCGCUGAUAUUUAACACACUGCAGCACUUUUUCUGGGAUGUAGUAGGAGAAAAUUUGACUAAACGGGUAAGAGAGAAAAUGUUGACAGCAGUUCUGAAGAAUGAAAUGGCUUGGUUCGAUCAGGAGGAAAACGAGAGCUCUAGAAUUGCAGCUAGGCUAGCUCUUGAUGCCAAUAACGUUAGGUCAGCCAUUGGGGAUAGAAUUUCAGUAAUCAUGCAGAACUCAGCACUUCUGCUAGUUGCCUGCUCUGUUGGCUUUGCUUUACAGUGGCGCCUAGCCCUGGUCCUCAUUGCCGUUUUCCCAAUUGUUGUUGCAGCCACUGUUUUGCAGAAAAUGUUCAUGCAAGGAUUUUCUGGGGACUUGGAAGCUGCGCAUGCCAAAGCCACACAAUUAGCUGGGGAAGCUGUUGCAAAUGUGAGAACUGUUGCGGCCUUUAAUUCAGAGUCCAAGAUUGUCAGACUUUUCACCUCCAACCUAGAAACUCCACUACGCCGCUGUUUUUGGAAGGGUCAAAUUGCUGGGAGUGGUUAUGGGAUAGCCCAGUUUUUACUGUAUGCUUCAUAUGCCCUUGGUCUUUGGUAUGCAUCCUGGCUUGUGAAGCAUGGGAUCUCUGACUUCUCCAAAACGAUCAGAGUUUUCAUGGUUCUAAUGGUGUCCGCAAAUGGUGCGGCUGAAACACUGACCCUAGCCCCUGACUUCAUUAAAGGUGGUCGAGCCAUGCAGUCUGUCUUUGACCUCCUUGACCGCAAAACUGAAAUUGAACCUGAUGAUCCAGAUUCCACCCCGAUGCCUGAUCGAAUUCGUGGAGAAGUGGAACUGAAACAUGUGGACUUUUCUUAUCCAUCCCGCCCUGAUAUGCCAGUUUUCCGCGACCUUAGUAUUCGGGCUCGAGCUGGUAAAAUUCUUGCCCUUGUUGGCCCUAGCGGAUGUGGAAAGAGCUCAGUCAUUGCACUUGUUCAGAGAUUCUAUGAGCCAUCAUCCGGGCGUGUUAUAAUUGAUGGCAAAGACAUUCGCAAAUACAAUCUCAAGACAUUGCGGCGUCACAUUGCAGUAGUCCCACAAGAACCAAGUCUAUUUGCAACAACCAUAUACGACAACAUUGCUUACGGCCAUGAAUCAGCAACAGAAGCCGAGAUAACGGAAGCAGCAACAUUAGCUAAUGCCCACAAAUUCAUUUCAUCAUUGCCAGAUGGCUACAAAACUUUUGUUGGCGAAAGAGGAGUUCAAUUAUCCGGAGGACAGAAGCAAAGAAUUGCCAUUGCUCGAGCUCUUCUAAGAAAGGCAGAACUAAUGCUACUUGACGAAGCCACAAGUGCACUAGAUGCCGAAUCUGAAAGGUGUGUGCAAGAGGCUCUGGAGCGUGCUUGCUCUGGAAAGACCACCAUCAUCGUGGCUCACCGCCUAUCCACAAUAAGAAACGCUCAUGUCAUUGGAGUCAUCGACGACGGAAAAGUGGCAGAACAAGGCUCACAUUCACAUCUACUAAAGAACUACCCUGAUGGCUGUUACUCACGUAUGAUACAGCUGCAGAGGUUUUCACAUGGGCAGGCUGUAAAUAUGGCAACAGGCUCAAGCUCCUCAACAGCACGCCCCAGGGAGGACCAAGACAGAGAAUGAAACAAAAUGAAAAGGGAACACAGAAAGGCCUACACCUCCCACUUCAUUAUUUUUUGUCUUUCUUGGUUAUUGUUAGUAUAGCAUGGCUGUUAUAUAUUUUUUACCAUUAUAUAUAUCCUCACUUCUGAUUUUUGUUUUCUGAA
Messenger RNA from Daucus carota subsp. sativus, 4357 nucleotides. RefSeq names its product ABC transporter B family member 1. NCBI's taxonomy places the organism in Eukaryota, Viridiplantae, Streptophyta, Magnoliopsida, Apiales, Apiaceae. Gene Ontology annotation, biological process: transmembrane transport. Gene Ontology annotation, molecular function: ABC-type transporter activity; ATP binding; ATP hydrolysis activity. The record is from RefSeq and is a predicted model, not a curated record. The transcript has 10 exons. Bases 39 to 4214 code for a protein of 1391 amino acids. Gene Ontology annotation, cellular component: plasma membrane.